Austrofundulus limnaeus is the source of this 5976-nucleotide messenger RNA. RefSeq names its product WW domain-binding protein 1. The transcript has 6 exons. The record is from RefSeq and is a predicted model, not a curated record. Bases 308 to 1720 code for a protein of 470 amino acids. NCBI's taxonomy places the organism in Eukaryota, Metazoa, Chordata, Actinopteri, Cyprinodontiformes, Rivulidae.
GCUGGGAGCUCCGGCCAAUCAAAGCCGCAUCUCUCCCUGCAAGUAGUUUGGUGGCUGCAGGAGCGUGACAUCAUGCGCAGCUCCGUCUCUUUCUGCUAUAACUACAAGAGAAAUGACGGCGACGACUCAGCCGCGUGCACGGUGAGAUUUGGUGGAGCAGCCAUGGUGUGUGUGUGAAGCGGAAGGAGGUGUAUCCAUCCGUGCAAAGAGGGAGGAGAAUGGCGGAUAGACAGAAUGUCUGUGGAGUGGGACAUCAGUGAUCAAGCUGUGGGACUUCUUUGUUUUGGCCUGGUGCUCGGCUGACGCCAUGGAUCCAGAGAAAACACUGACUUUCUGCCUCGGUUUGCAGGCUGAGGAGAUGACCAUGUCCCUGCAGGAGCUGGCUACAACUGAAGACACCACGCUGUCUGUGACGGAGAUAGACAUGAGCACACUUGAGAAGCAGGCGGUGAAGCAUCACCCUGCUGUCAGUCCAAAGUUCUGUCCUGGCAUAAACAACAAAGCAGGGUACCUGUGUGAAACAGGACACUGCUGUGGAGCGACGGGCUGCUGCACAUAUUAUUAUGAACUCUGGUGGUUCUGGUUGUUGUGGACGCUGCUGAUCCUCUUCAGCUGUUUCUGCGCGUACCGUCACAGACGAGCCAAGCUGAGGAUCCAGCAGCAGCAGAGGCAGAGAGAAAUCAAUCUGAUCGCCUACAACGGAGCCUGCAGCUACCCUUCCUCCAUGCUGGACCUCACUUUCCUUACCUCCUUCAAGUUGCCCUCUUACGAUGAGGUGGCAGCGCAGCCCAGCACCCCUCCGCCUCCUUACAGCUCCAUCUUUGCCCUGCAGGGGGGUCCUACAGCAGGCCCCAGCUCCUCCUAUCCACAUCACCACCACCCCAGGCCACCCUGUCCCCCAUACUUGGGCCCGGGUCCCAGUCCCAGCGCUCUGACCUCCUCUCAGAGCUCCGACAACUACACCAGCUGCUCCUGUGAGUCCUGCUCCCUCACCUCCCCUUCCAGCACCUCCUUCUCCGUCCAGGUGACGGACGAGACGGACGACAGCAGCCGCCUGUCCACGCCCAGCGGGGCGGGGGGCAACAGCGUCGUCACGCCGAGAUCCUCGCCUCCCGCGUCUCGAGCUCUGCCUGACCUCAUACCCGCCGUCGUUCCCGAUGUCAUCUCAGUGCAAAGACGCUCCUCAGAAGGAGUCUCCGUUCCCCGUCCGCCUCUUUCUCUCCCGUUACACUCCCAYGCUCCAAACCCUUCUCGCCUCCCGCUGUCCCCCCUCGUUCUCAUAUCCUCCCACCCGUCUGGUCAGAGUCACCCUCUCRACCUGCUCAGCGUUGCGCCCAGUCCGAAAGCAAAAACCGAGAGCCCGCCUCAGGACAAAACGCCGUCUCCCUGUUCACGGGAUAAACACGACAGGGACAAGGAGGAGGAGGAUGAAGAAGAAGAAGAUGACGAGGAGGAUCACUUCCGCCACCGACGACUGACGGGUGACUCCGGCAUCGAGGUGUGUCGCUGUCACGUGAGGCGAGGGGGAGAGGAACAGCAAAAGGGACACUCGGGGAAAGGUAGGAAAGAGGAAGGAGGUGCAAACACGACGCACCCAACGAAGAGCGCCGUGCGGUCAUGUGUCUCAGACGACUGCGAGGAGCGACGUGGUGGGGUUCCUCCUCCCAGCAGGGUCACCUACAGGGCCGGCGAGGCCGCCGUCACGUUGGAGUCCUCGUAAGCAGAGCGACGAUGGAACGAGCAGGAAAAUACGAGCCGUUGGUGCUUCAGAGCAGUCUGACGGAUCAAGACUAGUAGGUGAAAAUCACUGAAGAAAAGUCUUGCAGAUCUUGUGAUGGUUGGGGUCGUGGAGGAGCCUUUUGUUCUCUGCAGAAGACACUCCAAGAGAACCUGCCAGCUGAAGUUUCUAAGUAAUAAUAGAAAAUGAAAUUGAGUUAGUGGCUUGGACAGUGGUAUGCUUGUUUUUCUACAAAAAGCUGAAAGUGCAGAUCAGUUACGCACCUUUUUUAGGUCUUUGUCUUGCUGCACGGUUAUCUCUGUUUUUUAAAGGCUGUAGCCUUGUCAGAUUAAAUGUCUUGUAAAUGUUGACUUUUCAUUCUGCAUCAGGAGCUCAUUAGGAGGCAAUUAAGAGUGAUCACAAGACUAUGAUCGACAUAAGAGCAAAAAAUAAUGACUCUUCGACAUGACAGAUGAUCGUUAUUUUUAAGUUUUGGUAGUUUUGUAUUUUAACACAAACAGGACGAGCAUAAAGCAAAUGAGUGAAGUAAAAAUCCGAUUUUUGUUUCAAAUGUUYCACCUUUCUGCGUAGAAAAAGGUUAUUGCCUUACAUCACACCUUCAGUGUCAUGCAGAUUAAUGCAAAAAAAACUACAAGUGAAUAAAUAGCUGACUGUUUCCUGAAGUGGUAGACAUCUACUACUGCUACCUGUGAAAUGUGAUUGUGUAAUAAGAUCUAAAUCGAUCUGUGUGUUUUUGUUGUUGGAUUCACAGAUAUUGAACAAAAAAAUAACAAAAUAAUAAUAAUAAUUUUCAACAGGUUCAAUUCUUUGUUAAGAGAACCAAGACAUUAAUUGAUGAAUUUAUAGUUUGUUGUGUUUCAUGUUGGAAAGACCUAAASCUUUAGACCUGUGAAACUAAACUGUAGUAAAAUGAUGUUAGUACUGUGCUGUUUCAGACUGUUAGUUUGACCAAAGUGUUGGUUCACAGUUAUUUGUUGCACCGUCUGCAAGGUGAUUUAAUUCUGAUUCCUCCUAGGACAGACUGUUUGUGCAACACUAAAGCUUGAUUUUGUCACAGAUAAUGAAUGUAAAAGGUUAUGCAUACACUAAUGUUUUAUAUAGAGACUUUUUUAGUWAAAUGUUUGACUGAAAAAUCCUUAAAAAGUGUGAAAAACUGCAGUGAGACAAUUCAUUCAGCCAGUUUAUGGUUUAAAAAUAUAAAUGUUUGAAUUUUUAUCACUUAUUACAAUAGAAGGCAGGGGAUUGUAUAUUUACCUGUCUAUGUGUGUGUUCAUUUGUCAUGUUAUAAAAUAGCUCAUGAACCAGUGAAUGGAUUUUAAUGAAACUCUCAAAGCAAUCAUUUGAUGUGCRUCUAUAGCUGAAUAACAAUCUGAUUCAAGAUGGCCGCCACAGCUACUCAACUUUUGCAAGGACAAAAAAYAACUAAUUCAGUCGAUUUUCCCAAUAUUGAGCAUAAAGUUGAUCCARUCACUAACAGACUGUGACAUUUUUGUUUAAAACUUUGGCAUGCCAGGUGAUGGGGGUGAUAUGCAUUCCCUUCAGAACUGGUGGACCUUUCGGUGGCAGAACAUGUCAGUAGUUCUCCAGUGUUUGUCUGUAAAAAUCACGUGCAUGUUCUCUGUCUCUCAUUAUUUGGUGCACAGUGCACAUCAGCAGGCCUGUAAUUAACCGUCAGAGCAGACGUUUUAGAAACAAAAAAUGCCUCAGAACACAUUUUGUACUUUGUGUCUUGCUGCUGUUUUAAUGAGACAAAGUGAAUAUGCUGUUAACUGAGUAGAGAAGAGUGAAAAAGCUGGCUUUUAUUCAUCCAGUGUCUUAACCAUAAGAGAAACUUAUCAAUGUAUGGACUGUGUUUCAGUUAGCAUGACUCCAAUGAGAGAGUCGGGUGUUACCACUGUGUCAAAGUGUCUCUGAGCAAGACACCGAACCCCUCAUUAAGUGUCCCAUCUCUUUGAAUGUGUUCUAAAGCCCUGGUUAGCCAUUAUGAAAUGAUUAAUCAGAUUAGCUGUGUAGACAUGUAGGGGUGUACGAGUGUGUGUAGAUGGGCGUGGGAGGGUUUGUUUUAAAGUUUGAAGGUUCCAUCUUUGUUCCAAUCUCAUGGCAGAGCUUAAAGACUGUUUGGCUUCUGGCAAAAGUAGAUUGUUUUUAUUUUUGCCUAAAGAUUGUUCUCUUUGUUUGCAUUGGUGUUUUAUUGUGUAAAUUAGUCCAAUUUUUAUAGUGCCUAGAUGAUUGCAGAUUCUCUAUGAGCUAUUCUGUAGUUUACUGAUUAAAAAGUGUUUUCUUUAAAGCGUGAAUAGAUUUACAUCCUAUUAGCUAAUGUUUUAAACAGUGCUAUAGACACUAUCUAGCAUAAAAGAUAAUACAUGUGAGACUUACAAAAAAAAUGUAUUUAGCAAUAGUAUUCACACUUUUUCCUAUUUCUAGUUUCUGCUGGUUGAUAGGAAAUAAACUGUGGUGAAACKUUUACCUCUUUGUAUAGAUCUAUGAGCUGUGCUGGGCUGAAGGCCCUGAUUGUUUAAAAAAAACUGACAAACUGUGUUUAAAUGCCUUUGGCUUAAAGGGAUAGUCUGGUGAAUUUGAAGUGAUGUUCUGUCACAUAGUUAACAGUAGGAUUGAAGAAAAGGCACAUUUGGGCUGUGACGUCAACGUUUGGUUAAGAAAACAGCAACAAACUAAAUAAAUGGUUUAUUCAAAGUGUAGAGAUUUAAUUUUUGUCAGUGGAGGAUUUUUCACGUAUAAGACGUUUUUUGAUUUCUGCCUUUUUCUCYACACUCCAUGCUCUGAGACUAACAUCACUUCUCAUAAGGCACUUACUUUGAUUAAUUUCCUCCAGAAUCACCAAACUAUCCCUUUAAGGUUUGUCCCAGAACUUAACUUGGUUUGUACUGUUUCUAUUUAUCUCCAGUUUUGGUUUCUUGAUUUAUUUAACUCCAGAGCAACAUCCUCUCUGAAAGAACCUGCAGCCUUUCCUCUUGUUCUGCGUGGAUUUACACAUACUUUCUGCCAAUUAGUAAUUGUACAAGACAGUUCCCAAGUUUUAACUUCUGUUCCUGUUUUUUAAGGCUGUUUGUAAUCAUUUUAAUGUCAGAUUCUUUUCUGUCCAAUUGAUCAUAUAAUGCGCAUUUGGUCCUUGUAUCCAAGAAAAGUUUUUUUUUCUUUAGGUCAUUUUACAUUCAGAUAAAAAUUCAAAGAGCCUCUAAUUACUUUGCCAUUAUAUUUUCAAUUUAAAGAAAAAUAUGCCUAUUAUCAAGACGUGCAACUCUCCUUAUACGCAACCUGGGCUCAAAUCUGCAGCCUUGGAAUUACAAGGCCGAGACUCUGACUCACUGUAAAAGGCUAACUGACUACUAAAAAAAGAGUAUAGCACACAAAGCUUAAUGUUUUUAAAAUAGAUAUGUUUUUCAGACUUUUUUAUGAGUUGUGCUGGUAUUCUUUAUGUAUAAAUCUUGACUUGAACUUGAAAUACUCAUUUUAAUGGCCUUUAACACAAAGAUAUAGAGUCAUCUUUUUGUUUUGUUUCAGCAGUAUUAUAUUUAAAUCAGCCGAGAACGUUUUCGAUCUAUAAAUUGAUGUACAGAAGGGAACACCUUGUACCUUGUGAGCAGCUACUGUGUGCAGAAAAAAAGAAACAAACUGUAAGCCAAGGCCUGAUACAAGACUGUUACCUCGCAGGAGUUUUGACUGUGACAGACUUUAUUUCUUCCUCUGAAGAUAGAAAUCGCUUUGUAUUUCAGUGAAUUUGUUUUUGAAAUGUUGAAGAAAAUAAAAACCGGCCUGCUGAUUCAGGACAAUUUUUUGCYGUUUUGUCUUGCAGGACAUGUGUUUUUCUUCUUUCCUGCAGCCAUGAAGCAGCAGGAUGUAAAGCAGCACCUAUGUGACUGUGUGUGGAAUAGUUCAGCUGAAUAUUUACACGACACGUGAACUUUGAGGGUGUCUUUGUGUGAUUCUCGCAGCCUUUUAUUGUUUCAUAYGUGUGAGAAAGUUAUUGUCGUUAAAAUAGUUGCUUAUGAUGAGCGUUGAAUAAAUWUUCUGUGUCCGCUCAGUUUUUUAUCUUAAUGUGUAACAUAUCUGCUUUGAAUGGAAGUUUAGUCUUUUUUUUUUAAAUGUUACGUUCUUUUUUCCAGUUAAUGUGUCACUUUUUUAUUUAAUCAGACUGUCUUUAGUUUGACGCAAACAGCUGUGCUACUUUAUUCGACAAAAACUGUGGAUUUGUGUGACAAUAAAUGUGCUAUCAAAUA